AUGGCUCAUGCCUACGGUCUCACUUUCGAUGAGUGCUCUGUCUUAGAGUUCCUUGCUGUGGCACAGAGAGAUAAGUUCCAAAAUAAAAGGAAAAUUUACGAGACUGUUCUCAACAACACGGUUCUCGCUAAAGCAAGACAUUGGCGUGCUGUGGAGAUUGAGCUGUUUCGCGCGUUUGGCGAAAUGAGCAGUUCUUCCGAAGACGAAUUGGACAGUUCCAGUGAUGAUGAUGGUACCAGUGGUGAUGAGGACGACAACUCUGAUUCUGAUGAUGAGGUGAACGAUUCUGGAAAUGAGUACGGGAUGUUGGAUGAGAACGUGGACUUGGAGGGUGACAAGAAUUUGCAGGAUAACAAGGAUCGUGGAGCCCAGAACGCUGAGCAUGGUCGUUACUUUGAAAUUUCAAACGAUAUCGAUGAUUCAUCUAGACAUCUUCUUUCAUCGGAAUCAGACAGUGAGUCCGACGACGAGCCAUCAUCAAAGCAUUUCAAACCGUGUGUUGCUGUCAACUAA
Molecule: messenger RNA, 513 nt
Organism: Caenorhabditis remanei
Lineage: Eukaryota; Metazoa; Nematoda; Chromadorea; Rhabditida; Rhabditidae
Exons: 2
Coding region: 1-513 (170 amino acids)
Source: RefSeq, a predicted model, not a curated record